AACUUCCACAAAUGAAGAAGAAAAGAAUAAAGUAUCAUAAUGUUACUUUAACAUAACGAUUAACGAACAUACACGUAUCUAUAUAUAACCAAACCAAACCACAUAUCUAUCUACAAUAACGACGUCAAUCUACAUUGUCGUUUCUUUAGAUAUACAAAUGGAAUUGGAAAUAACGGCAAUAGCAGAUCACGGCAUAUUAGGGUUGUCAUCAGAGAGUUUCAGAGCUUUGGAGUUGGAUGAAUUUGGGAAAACGACAUCAUCAUCAUCAUCAGAAACUACUAUUCCCCAAGCUUUAGUGGUGAUUGGUUGUGUGCUUGAGAAAUGGAUUAGGAAGAACGAAAGGGUGAUAAUAAGGGCAUCGAGAUUGAAAGAUGAGGAGGCCAUUUCGAUCUUCCAUGGGUCCAAAGCACCCAGGUUAAGCCUACGACAGUAUCUGGAACGCGUUUUGAAGUACUCAAAGUGUAGCACUUCCUGCUUCGUGGUGGCCUAUAUAUACAUACACAGAUAUUUUCACAAUCGCCCUCACUUUUCACUCACUUCUCUUAACGUUCACCGCCUCUUCAUCACCGCACUUAUGGUCGCUGCUAAAUUCCUCGACGAUGACUGCGACAACAAUGCGUACUAUGCACGAGUGGGUGGUGUGAGCACAGAGGAAAUGAACGAGUUAGAGAUAGAGUUUCUGUUCAGCCUAGACUUUAAACUUCAGGUACCUAUCCGACUCUUUGAGAGUUACUGUAAGUAUCUUGAAAAGAAAGGAGGGAACAGCAGCGGCAGUGGCAAGUACCGGACCGAUCACCAUAGUAGUGCCCGUCAUCGGAGAAGGAUAGUGAUAGGGUAAAUGUGUAAAGGAAGAGACAGAAAGUUCUGAGAUCAAAUUGCCAAGGAAAAUGAAAAUCACUACCAAUUUAAUUUGAUAUGUGCUUUAUAUAACCAUGUGGCAUAAAAAUAUUCGAUCAAGCAAAAUUGGUAUCAGCUAAAUCCACCUACAAGAAAUCCUUAAAUCA
This is a messenger RNA of Cannabis sativa, 1004 nucleotides long. RefSeq names its product cyclin-U1-1. Gene Ontology annotation, biological process: regulation of cyclin-dependent protein serine/threonine kinase activity. Lineage: Eukaryota; Viridiplantae; Streptophyta; Magnoliopsida; Rosales; Cannabaceae. The record is from RefSeq and is a predicted model, not a curated record. Bases 158 to 838 code for a protein of 226 amino acids. The transcript is spliced from 2 exons. Gene Ontology annotation, molecular function: protein kinase binding.